CUCUGGGAUCGGCUGCUACUGCCUGUUUCCCUCAGGCUGCUGCAGCUGGAGCGACAUGUUAGGAGGGGAGCGGGCGGCGGCGGCGGUGGUGUGUGCACGGCGGGACCGAGCGAGGCCAGGGCGCCGCACCGACAGGACCAGCAUGACCUCGCCAGCGAGGUACUGAGCAGCGAGAAGCCGCCCGGAGUGAGGCAGAAGGACAGUGACGGUGCUCUGGGCUGGGACAAGAUGGCAGAGGCCGGAGCGAGCUGAGUAUGCAGAGGGGCCCCGCGCACUGCCUGACAUGUCCGGCACAGCCCUGCACGCUGCACCUCCUCCUGCUCUAUGAAGGUAUGGCCUCACAAGUCUUGGUGUACCCACCAUAUGUUUAUCAAACUCAGUCAAGUGCCUUUUGUAGUGUGAAGAAACUGAAAGUAGAACCAAGCAGUUGUGUGUACAGUAAGAGGAGCUAUCCACGCACCGACCUGAAUGCUAGAAACCUUGGAUUUGCACAUCCAUCCAACAAGAGUAGGGCUCCUUUGCAGACAAAGAAUCUAUCUGACAGACCUCGCCAGCAGACUGCUGCAUCCCAGACCACCAGCGCAGCCACAUUAAAAACCACCACAGGUGCUCCAGGGGACCCAGCAGCGCAGGCGCAGCCAGAUCCAGAAGAGAGACCGGAUAGCGCGUCGGAUUUGCUGGACACGCAUCAGCGAUGUGGAUUGAAGCGUAAGAGUUUAGGGUUGGAGAACCAGGGUGGCACCAUGCAGAUCGUUGACGAAUUGCCCGUGUUGCCUGCUAUGCUGCCUGGCAAUGCAGCAAACCCAGUAACUGUCGUGGCAACCACAGGAGCUUCAAAGCAGAAUGGGGCUAGUGUGGAUGGAGACUAUCAGUUGGUACAGCAUGAAGUGUUGUGCUCGGUUAAAAAUACGUACGAAGUACUUGAUUUUUUGGGUCGCGGAACCUUUGGACAGGUAGUCAAGUGCUGGAAAAGGGGUACAAAUGAAGUUGUGGCAGUGAAAAUUCUAAAGAACCAUCCUUCUUAUGCACGCCAAGGUCAGAUCGAGGUGGGCAUCCUUGCCAGGCUGAGCAGUGAGAACGCAGAUGAGUUUAACUUUGUGCGUGCAUAUGAAUGCUUUCAGCACCGGAGUCACACCUGUUUGGUUUUCGAGAUGUUGGAACAGAACUUAUAUGACUUCUUAAAGCAAAACAAAUUUAGCCCUCUGCCCCUGAAAGUCAUUAGGGCCAUCCUGCAGCAGGUAGCUACUGCACUGAAAAAACUUAAGAGUCUUGGUUUAAUCCAUGCUGACCUCAAACCAGAAAACAUUAUGCUGGUGGAUCCUGUUAGACAACCAUACAGGGUGAAAGUAAUAGACUUCGGCUCUGCUAGCCAUAAAUCAAAGACUGUUUGCUCGACCUAUUUGCAGUCUCGCUACUACAGAGCGCCUGAGAUAAUUUUGGGGUUGCCGUUUUGUGAAGCCAUAGACAUGUGGUCGCUGGGCUGUGUGAUCGCCGAGCUGUUCCUCGGAUGGCCGCUAUACCCAGGAGCAUUGGAAUUUGACCAGAUCCGAUACAUUUCCCAAACUCAAGGGGUGCUAGGAGAACAUCUGUUAAACGUGGGUACAAAAACGUCCAGAUUCUUCUGUCGUGAACAAAAUUCUCAAUACCCUGCCUGGAGGCUAAAAACCUUGGAAGAGCAUGAAGCUGAAACAGGGAUGAAGUCUAAAGAAGCCAGGAAGUAUAUUUUCAACAGUUUGGAGGACAUAGUGCAUGUGAACAUGGUGAUGGAUUUGGAUGGUAGCGACUUGAUGGCCGAGAAAGCAGAUAGGAGAGAGUUUGUGGGCCUGUUGAAAAAAAUGGUGAUGAUUGAUGCCGAUGUGAGAAUCAGUCCGGAUGAAGCCCUCAGCCACUCCUUUGUUACCAUGAAGCACCUCCUUGAUUUUCCCCACAGCAACCAUGUGAAAUCGUGUUUCCAUAUAAUGGAUGUUUGCAAGUCUCGUCACAACGUAUGUGAUACAGCUAACCGCAAUAAGACAUCAGUCAUGAGACCUGUCGCCUCAGCCAACGCGGCUAACGUUUCAGCCGGUUUCACCAAAAUUGGCAAUGUCAGGGGUCAGGCUUUAACAACAUCGGGGCAUUCAGUCAUACACCACGGGAUACCAGUGCAGGCAGGAACUGCUCCGUUUGGUUGUAACGACGCUUUUCAGCAGACUCUAAUACUUUGCCCCCCCACCAUGCAAGCUCACGGACUCCAUUGUAAUCAAACCAUGCCGUUCAUUCUUGCAGGAAUCCCACCAAACCACGGCAAGCCCACAAGUUACUCUGUGAGAGUAGAUAAUGCAAUGCCCCUAGUUACACAGGCUCCGCCCAUGCAGCCCCUGCAGAUCAGACCAGUCCUCUCCCAGCACGCAUGGUCGAAUGGAACACAUCCAAUACUGGUUCCAGCCUGGCAACAGGUGACAACUGUGGCACCGACAACUACAACUCUCGCCUCUGAUACCAUGGCUGGACCACAAAGAAUCGGAGACUGGGGGAAGGUCAUUCAGCACGGAAACCAUUACAGUUCAAUGAUUUUGCAGCCUCUUUUAACCAACCAAAUGACACUGUCGGGCCCCCAGCCCAUCAGUUUAGGCAUCGCACAUGUAGUGUGGCCUCAGCCUGCUGCUAAUAAGAGGAAUAAAGUUUGUCAAAACAGGAGUAACACAAUACCGGACACUGCUGUCCACAGUAAAGCACUUAUCUCUCCAAAGAUCUCAAACAGCGCAAAGACCACAGAGCCCGAAAGUAGUGCAUUACCACAGGACAAUCAGAGCUCAGAGGAACAGGAAGGUGAUUCUUGUAAGGCACCCGAACAGCCGACUGUAGAUGUUUCCACUCAGCAGAGGCAAACGAUUGUAAUAGCGGAUUCGCCGAGUCCCACAGUGAGUGUCAUUACCAUCAGCAGUGACACAGAUGAGGAGGACUCCGCACAGACGCACUCACUGAGAGAGUGCAAAGGUAGCCUGGACUGUGAGGCCUGUCAGAGUACGCUGAACAUUGACAGAGUGUGUUCCCUGAGCAGCCCAGACAGCACCCUCAGCACCAGUUCCUCAGGCCAGUCCAGCCCAUCUCCCCGCAAGAGACCCAACAGCAUGUCGGACGAUGAGCCUGAGAGCGGCUGUGACACAGUGGAUGGAUCUCCGAGUUCCGAUUCCUCUGGCCACGACAGCCCAUUUGUCAAGAGCAGCUUUGUCAGGGACACCAAUCAGAACCCAGAAACACGGGCCUCAGAGAAAGUGGAAAGUAAACCGGCAGUCUGCACCUUAGUAGUUCCACCUAUCAGAAUUGAAAACCGCAGGCUCAAUUCCCAUCGCACCACCAACAAAGAUGCCGCUUGCCAUCCAUUAAUAAAAGGUCGGUCAGGUCCAGGGAGAAAGAACCAUCCCACGGCCCUGGGGAACAGACAGCAGAAAAUGACAUCAGCAUUCCAACAGCAGCAGCCUCUGAGCUUCAGUCAGGUGCAACAUUUUGGGUCUGGGCAUCAAGAAUGGAACGGAAACUACGGGCGCAGGAGACAGCAAGCGUUCAUCGCACCCACCGUCACCAGUCAUCCUUUCACCCUUCAGCACGGGAGUCCCAAUCACAGCGCAGUGCAUGCUCACCUUGGGGGGCAGCCUGCUAUUCUUUCCUACCCAGCCUCCGCCACGAUGAGCACAGCGCCAGUGGCCCACCUCCUUGCCUCUCCUUGUACCUCAAGGCCAAUUUUACAGCACCCGGCCUACAAUCUGUCGCACCCAGGCGGCAUCAUUCACCAAGUGGCAGUGGGCAUCAACCCCAGGCUUUUGCCUUCUCCAACCAUGCACCAGACUCAAUACAAACCGAUUUUCCCAUCUCACUCGUACAUCGCUGCCUCGCCUGCGUUUACAGGAUUCCCAAUGAGCCCAACGAAACUCAACCAGUAUCCGUACAUGUGAGAACUCGAGAACCCCUAGAGGAAGCUCAACGAUUCAAGCAAUUUCUUUGAAUCAGAAUUUACGAAUAACACAAAAAAACAAACAACACAUGGCUUUUAAUAAAACGUUCGCCAUGGCACAAGAGAAAGGAGAAUAUUUUUUUGAAUCAUGUAGACUUGGGUGCAAUUUAAAACAAUCUUGAGCUUUAAAGAAAAAAAAACUAUUGAAAAAAGAAAAAAAAAUCACUUUUAAUGUGUUUUGCACAUUUGGUAUAAAUUGUCUCUGGUCCUGCUCUCUUCUAUAGUAACUCUAGACAGGUGACUUACAGGAGCAGAAGUUCACUCUCUCUCCUGCUAUUUUUUUAUACAAUUGCCUUCUAACUAGUGCAAGACACGUUUUCGGUAAGCCAUUCAGUGUACAGGUUUAGCGCAACAAAUGCACAUCAUGUCAGUAGUAACCGGUGUACUUGUGUAAGUUCGUGUUCUGUAUGUCUUGGUGUUUCAGUGUUGGGUCACUUGGCUACUGUCACAUCGCAUGUGUCUUUUGCAUGGGCAGAUGGAAAACAGAAGUUGCCUAGACUGUGCUAUUCAAUGUCGUCGUCCUAAUAAUCCGCUGCAUUGUAAACUGUUCCCACACAUAGUGCCUUAAAUAUUUGAGGUUGUUAAUGUUAUUACUUAAUAUAUUAAUGUCAAGUUCAGCACUUAAAACUUCAAAACUGCUGAUAUAUAAAUAUCUAUUUUUCCGAAUAACUUGAGUAUUUGCUCAGUUAGGGCUUUGUUAAUUUGUUUUGUUUGGUUGUGUGGUAUGAUUUUCGGUUUCGGUGUUUUCCUUACCAACAGAACAGCAUGUUUUCUUUGCUGUAGAUGAAUUAUAGUGUCUGGUUUUUUCAGAAUGACAUAGAUAUUUAGCAAGCGUCACGUAGCCUGAUAACGCUUCUCGAGGUUAUUUUUCUUAGGAUUAACGCUGGCUGCACGUUUUUUUUGGUAAUCACAGUCGACAGGAUCUGCAAUAUCGUCUAAGUGGAUCCUUUUAAUUUGUUUUUCUUUUUGUCACAGCGUUUGUCCAAUUGGCUGGAUUUUUGUAGUGUCGUACCAGUGUAGGAGCUAUUAUUUGGAAGAGGUUAUCAUUACAGCAUGUGGCCACGUUUGGGCAAACCACACAGUAUUCGAUGAAUUGUAUCAAGAAUUAUUUACUAUAGAAGUUUGACAACAUGUAAUGUUUUUAUUUUAUUCUUUGUGCAAUUUUAGCUAUCAUUUUAUGCAUGUGUCAGUUUUAAAAGCCUCCUUUUACAUUAUAUUUUAUUUACGUUUUUUUGAGUGGUGACUGCUUAUUUAAUACAUUCCGUCAGGGACAUGAUAUUAUGGGGAUAUUUAAAAAUAAUAAUUAUUUUCCGGUUUCUAAAUUGUGCAUCGUCCAUAUCAAGUUAAUUUAUCUGCACCAAAGACUUUUGAAAUCAUCUAUUUCUUUUAAUGAAUUUAAAAAUAAAGGUAGCAACAUUUUUUUUUUUUUUCAUAUACCUAAAUUAUAUUGUAGUAUAGUGGUGGGCUUUAAGAAAAAAGGUAUUAAGACUAAUGUUUUUAGCUUUGGGCAAGUAAUAAAUCUGUCAUUUAUCUUGAAUGUAUAAUAGAUAAGCUGCUAUAUAUCAGACGCCACUUUUGAUAGCUGUGAACUUAAGCUUCAUAUCCCAUUUAUACUUAGUCGCCUUACUUCUGUCCUGAGUCUAAUUAUAUAUGAAAAUGUAGUGGGGGGGUUUUCUGAUUUUUUUUUUUUUUAAAUUUAGUUUACUUUUAUGUUUGGCGUGUCCUUUGUAACUACUGUAUUGUAAAUUAUGAAUCCUAACUGCGUAUAUUAUUUUUGGGGUGUGUGUUUUAUGCAUCAGUAUUUUAUCUCCAUAAAUUUUUUGCGCUCAUUACUGCAUAUAAGUGGGUGUAUUAAUGUAAGUUAAUUUUUUUUAAUGUUUUCAUAUUGCUGUUGUGUGUAUACAUUUAAAAAAAAAAAAAGUACCUUUGCAGGCUUGAUUUUAACUUUUUAUAGUAGAAUUUUCUUUGAACCUAAUAUACAGAUAUAUAUACCGGUAAAUAUAUAAUAUACAGCCAUUGACUGGAAUAAUGAAAUGUUAUAGGUUAAAGGUAGAUUUGGGAAUUCAGCAUUUACGUUGUGUAAUCCAUUAACACCACUAUAUACAGCAUUUUCCCAACUAUCCAUAAACUCUCAUUAUUCUUUGCUCCGUUAACCCUUGUGGGUGCAGUCUGGAGGGUAGGUCAUAUUUGGAUGCCCCUAGCACCAGAUAGUGGUAACACAAGCAGUGUUUUAUUUAAUGAAUGUUUUAACAAAAAUGUGCCUAUAACAAGAUUUUAUAAACCUAUAUAAAAUAUCAUUAAAAUACAUCAGUGUUAAAAAUAAAAAAAUUAAAAAUGUAAGAAACAAAAACAAACUGGGAAAAAAUAAUCCAGCAUUACAAAAAAAUGUUUUGUUUUUUAAAUACUGGAGAUCAUUUUAUUUUUUUCUACACAAAAUCUCACUAUGCAUAACGUACAUUACUGUCUGAUCUGUUAUUUCUCUACAGUUCAACACGAUUGUCUAAUCACCUGACAUACAGAUGUUGCAGAUAUUGCAGAUUUGUUUUAGUUUGUAUCCGUUACACAUAAGUCACAUAGUACAGUUUGCUUUUACAGUACAUUAGAACAAGUGGCCUUUAGGCUGUUUGUCCUCCAUUCUGCACAUACAAUACCAUUUCUAUAGUCUCUCUUCGGGUGGAGGACAGAAGGAAACUCAAAGAUCGUUGAUCUCUAGGGAGUGAUAGCACUGCAUUAUGUCCUCUUACAGAGAACGGACAAAUGCGCAAUAUGAGGAUAAAGGGGGUAUGCAAUUAACCCCGAUCGUUUUGGAGCUGAUGAAUUCGCACCCCUAUGUAUUCAAUUGCGGCCCAUUUUUCGUCUGUUUUGAAAGCAUUUUCGCUAAUGCCUUUUCACUUUUUCUUUUUUUCUUUUUUUUACAUGAAAAGGCAUUGGCAAAAAAUGCCUUAAAAUCUGCAAAAAAUGGUCCACAUUUCGACGGAAAACACAUGGAUUCGCUGAUCCACGUGUUUUCCUUCCCUGACGCAUUUUUCGCCUAUGCGAGAAAACGGCCCUGCUAUUGCAUAGGGCAAAUCCCCAUUCGCCCUAAAAAUAGCAAUAAGCUCGUUUUUUUUCGCCUAUGUGAAAAAAAGGAGCUAAUUGCAUGCCCCCACAGCCUAGUUUGCGCGUCCGUGCUCUGCCAACGGUGUCCUGUAUCCUCAUCUCUCCAUAGUUGCCAACCCGCCUCUCUUCUAUAGUGUUCACUCUAGGAGUGAAAAGGGGCAGGGCGCCGGACUCCGGGGGCACAUUUGCGCGUGCGCCCGAAACGGGGGAGCGGCCACGCAAAUUAGGGGGCGUGGCCACGCCUACGUCAUUUUAGGGGGCGGUGCGGCCCACAGACGCUACUAUAGAGAGGGUCUGUGGCCGGCGACGUCACUGUUGGGGGCGUGCCCAGCACCUCCGUCGGUGCUGGGCUUCCCCCAGCUCUCUCCCAAUGCGUGAAUGGAUGCCGCGCGCAUGCGCACGGCAUCUAUACACGCCGGGAGGGCAGGAAGCGGGCGGCUGUUCUAGCAGGGCGCCGCAAAAGGGGCAGGGCGGGUUUUGCCUGCUAAAAAAGGGGCAGGGCGCGGCGCCCUGCUAAAACAGCCUAGAGUGAACACUAUCUUCUACUCACCUGUGCAUCUAAUGAUCCCCAUACAUCAGGCGUCCCAUUUCUAUGUUCCGCCGGCACCACCGUUUGGCGAUCAGUCUGGUAACCAGGGAAAUCAGACAUGUUAAAAAAUGCCUGGUUUGCCGUUCCCGACCGUUUUUGCUUAGGUUGCGGGAAUCGGGAUUUUUAAACAUGCUUUAAUAAUCCUGAUGCCCCAACCCAGCUGUCGGCGGAUAGGGACAUUUCCCCAAUACAUCUGUGAUGUAUGGGGCCCAUAACCCGUAACCUUAACCAGCUUCUUUUGGCUAUGUAGGAGUGGGACAGAUGUAUACACUUCUUUGUUAACGGUGUGAUUUGUCAGCUGACUUGAUGGGGUAUUCAAUUCAGUACGGUAUGCUGCUGCGACGUUCAGCUGCGCGCACAUUGCCGCUUAAUACGGCGGCCUAGCAUCACUAACUUCUCUGUGCACCUCUGUCGGUUGCGAGAAAUAAGUAGUGAUGUCACUGGCCAUGAAGCGCCAUCACCCGACCGUUCCGCAAGGCACUUUUCUGCCAUCGCUUUGAAUUGAAUUUCGCCAGCAACAUUUGCAGCAUCCAUAUUAGCUGGAUCACAGCAUCCUGCUGCUUGUGAGAUGGAAGGGGGUAUCAUCUGUUUACCUUAUAUAUAUGAGUGUCGCAGUGAGCCACCUUAUUGCCAUACUUGUAUAGCACUGAUAUGUAACAAUAAAUUUUUAACAACAACAGGGCCCAAACAGAGUGGUCUAAUGUUGGUAUGUAAUUGACAGAGUUCCCCGCUGAGGGCUGCCUUGUGCUGUUCUUGGCUGUAAGACUUGUUUGCUCUAAUGUAGCCUCAGGCCAGUCAGGAGUUUUGAUGCUGUCGUCGUAAUUGAGCCACUUAUUGGGGUUGGGGGGGGGGGGGGGGGUGUCUUAUCCACUGCUCCAAUGUCUCAUAGCAGGUGUCACAAGAAAUAUGUUGCCCAGUGCUUUGAAUAUCAAACUAGCUUCGAGUUGUAACGAUUGUUGGUGUUACCUUAUAUUGUGUCCAAGGAUUGUGAUUGUGUAAGAGUCAAUAGCCAGGUGCAAACGUGUCCUUGUGGGAUAAAACCGUGAAAUGACAGGUUUUUAACACUGCAGGCACGUAAGAGGAACGGUCAUGAAAAGCAAAGUAACUUCUGACACUCUGCCAUGUAUCGGUGACAGGCGGAGGCUACGCAGAAGUGACUAAGCCCCUGUGCGUCUAUUUAUAUAUUGAACCUCAGCCGUCAAUCACUGCUUGAGUAUUUAUAACCUGGCUAAACUGUAUAUAUGUAUAAUUUGUAUAGCUCUAACAAUGUACACAGCACUUUACACAUUUUUAAAGCUGGAUUAAAGCCGAAGGAGCAACCGUAAAGGAAGGAGUGUCACUAACAAAACUGAGCCAAUAUAUAACAUGUACUCAGUAGUCAUGCUUGGUUUUUCAUGACUGUCCUCUUAUGUGCUGAAGGUCAAGGGAACCACAAGCUGUCAGCGAUCACAAUUCCAUGUUGAACCUGCCCUUUUUAGCCUGUUAAUCCACCUUUAAUUAAAGCGCUGUAACAGUCUUGGCAGAAACGUUCUUUAGUUCCAUUAAAAGGUCAUUAACAGUUGGCGAUGGGAAACAACAGGCGGUGUUUCAGCAGUAGUCUGCAGUGCUGGUGGGAAACCGAAGUGCAGCAUGUUACGGAGAAGGUGGCCUGCUAAAUAACUUUAUUUACAAAGCUCGCCACUUCCUGGUGGGUUGGAGGUGAACGUUUAAAACGGCACUCAGUCAGUGUAAAGCCUGGUGUGCUUUACACGGACUGUGAGUGCCGGUUUAAAUUUUCACCUCCAACCCACCAGGAAGUGGCGAGCUAAGAUGGCUCUUCAUAAAUUAAGCCUGUAAUAUUCAUAGGGUUCCAAUGGAUUGGGUUUGGAAUGCCGGCAGUCAGAAUAUCGACAGAUUGUGAGAAUACUAACCUUCCCCCAAUUCCCCCCUAAUCCUCACUUCCUGCAGCCUAAACACCCCCCCAGCAGCCUAACCAUUACCCUCCCCUGUGGUGCCUAAACCUAACUUCCUCACCCUUUCCGCAGCCUACCACACACACCCUUUCUGCAGCCUAACACCCCCCCACCCCUGCAGCCUAACAAUAACCAUCCCUCCUAAGCCUAACCCCCCCCCCCCCCCCUGCAGUUUACCCCCCUUUCUACAGCAUAACCCUGACCUCCCAAGUAGCCCCCUCUCCUUGCAGCCUAACACUAACCAUCCUCCAGCAGCUUAAACUGAGCUCCUCCCCACCCCCGCAGCCUAACCAUAACCCUCCCCAGUAGUGCCUAAACCUAGCUGCCCCCUUUCCACAGCCUAAACACCCCCUUUAUGCAGCCUAACCCCCUACCUGCAGCCUAACCAUCCCUCCAAAGCCUAACCUAACUCCACACCCCCCCCCCCCCACACACACGCAUACAAACCCUGCAGCUCCCCCCCCCUUUCCGCAGCAUAACCCUCACCCCCCAAGCAGCUCACCUCUCCUUGCAGCCUAACCAUAACCCUCCCCGGUGGUGCCUAAACCUAACUGCCCCCUUUCCGCAGCCUAACACCCCCCUCCCCCCUUAUGCAGCCUAACCAUCCCUCCACAGCCUAAACCUAACUCCAUCUUCCCUGCAGCCUAAACCUAUCUUCCCCCGGCUUACCUCUUCGGCAACCUCACAGUGUCUCGUUCUGAAUCCCAGGUGUCGGGAUUCCUUCAACUGUAAUUAGACUGCCAGGAUCCCACCCUAAUUCCGUUCCAACGAUAACGUAAGAUUCUUGUGUGGACUGCUAAAGUGGUGGUCUCCCAGGCAAUGCCUAAUUGUGUUGCUGGUUUCACUGGUGUUCUGUUGAACAGUUAAGUUAUUGUGUUUCCAUUGUUAAUGCAGCAGACCUACCCUAUCAUGGUACACAGCCCACACAGUAUUUAGUACUACAUAUUGCAGAGCUGCACAUAGAAUCUGAUGGCAGACACGUUUUCAAGGAGAUAGAUGGAAGCAGUGGAUAUGGGUGGGGAUGGUAGAAGGGGGUCGCUCUUCGGUCAGGGGCUGUUUAAUGGUUUCUGAGCACAGCCAGUAAGGAGAAAGGAAUAUCCCGCUAUGGUUAGAAUGUAUAUUCAUGCAGUCUUGCAGAUAAUCCAAAUAAGGAGGUCCUGUAAGUGACGUAGAUGUACCCGUCAUCUGCACACAGCUGAGGCAGCAAGUGACUCCACUUUGAGAGCCCUUUUCCUCAGUGGUGUCACUGUUAAUUGUUAGGCUUCAUUCUCGCCAGUAUUGUCUUAGCCAACAAAUGCCACCUCCACUGUGAGCAGGUGACUGUGUGCUCUUGAGCUGUUUUUGGCUAAUCUGGUCCUUGGGGUCCGCUAACAGUGCAUGCAUUCCAUAUCUCCUAGCUGGAGCACAUUGUAAGAGAUCUGCAGGUGGCGGUGGUUAUUAUACUUGUGAUCCUGUGAGGAGACCUGGAACACGUGCACUAUGACCCCUCACCCAGGACAGAUAUGAGAGACUCUGCUCUAGAACACUUUUUUCAUGCCAUCAUUAUGCACAAAAUAAUUGUUAAACAAAAUAAUUUAUAUUAUACAGUAUAUGGAAAGCACACUAGCACUGUGUUGUGCAUUACUACCAUUCAUCCCUUGUAAUUCCAUUUACCACCACUGUGUGGCAUUAUCCUAAAGAAAAAAACAGGCAGAGUAUUGCCCUUUCUUUUUCAUCCACUAGGGGUCACUGGAGUACUCUUGGGAUAUGGACGGCUUUAGCAGAACAGGCACAGAAAAAAAAAUCCUAUUUUCAUGAGUGUAGUCAGUCAAGGCCAUGGGCCAGAGAAUACACAUGGGUACUUAUGUGGAGGGUGGACUGUGGUGCUAAUGGUGCAUUAAAUGCGCUGUGGCUGCUCAGAAAGUUAGGGCCCAUAUAACUAGUUGGCCAACACUUUUUGUUGCUGUGAAUGCAGAGUAUUCUAUGGAUCCGUGAAGCAAAGCAGCCACAGACAACCCUUCAUCACGCUUAGGGGCGCAGUGUACAACAUGACUGCUAGAGGCUUUAGUGGAACCUAAUUUUCUGAGCAUUCUCUGCAUUUUCAAAGCACCGCAGCAGCCAGAGACCAGGAGAGGAUGAGAACUGUAAUGUAUUACUGUAGACAGAGCAAUGAUUAUUUCUUACAUAUCUGACUAAUAUUGUAAUGAGAUGGGGAAACAAUAAUAGCCCUUACACUGCAGUAAGUUAUCCUACAUAGAAAAGAAGGUAAAGUUAUUACUUUUUUUUUAAUUUUUUUAUACUUGAUCGGAAAGAGCUAUGUGAUAGCACAUUGGUGUUUUAUCUAUAAUCCUUCAUGGUCUAAACAGGUGUCUGCUUCUCAUCUGGCACUGAAGAGCUUACAUUCUAAAUGUGGCAACUGGGUCGCCUUUGUGCAGUCAGAAAUCAGGGCCAGUGUAAGUGCAUAUAGAUAUAUUUGCGCUGGAACUUGUAGUUGUGCCAUGGGUCUGCGAUAUCCCUUCAUUUAUAAUUGUCCACUGUUUAUCUGCCCCUUUAAAAGCUGAAGAAAAUAAAUGCUGGAAAUGUGUUUCUUCUGGUUUGUAAAAGUCCAGGUUUAAAAAUAAUUAUAUAUAUAUAUGUGUGUGUGUAUGUAUGUGUGUAUAUAUAUAUAUAUAUAUAUAUAUAUAUAUAUAUAUAUAUAUAUAUAAAUAAUUUUUAUUUAUUUUUUCUCCCAGCUAAUUAGCUGACAUUUUUGCCACUCUUUAGCAUUGGAAGCCACACCCACCUUAAUUAACCAAAUAUUUAUUUCCCUACAGUGGAACCCCAAAUAUACCCUGAUGAGUGACCCUGUGUGGCAAAUGGUUUACAUGAGUAAUAGGGAAAGGUCACACUGCAUUGGGGGCAAUGAUGGUGCUUGGGCUACGUUACUCCUUCAUACGUUCUCUUCAAAUCGUAUUAUUUCCUUUUAUUGUUUUUAGUAUACCCCAUCCCCUCUUUUAAAUAAAACACUGAGUGACCGCAGAGGUGCUUCAUCAUAAACGAUUUACUAUUUAUUUUCUACAAGUUCAUUUGUAUUUAGAUAUUAACUCAUUCAGGGUGUUACUAAGUAUGCUACUGUACUAACUGAUUUGGUUUUGGUUUUUAAUUAACUGUAUUUACUGCUAUACUUGUGAUUUUUUGGCUUGCAUCAAGUAAAAGUUAUUUCAUACUGCAGGUUGUAGGACUGUUUGUGUAGAAAUCCAGCUUUAUUUUAUUUAAUUACAGAGUUUGACAAAUUGUAGUUUUGUUGCUGUCAGUUUUUAUUUUUUAAUCAUUUGUUUUCAUUUUCUUUUCUUUUUUUAUUGUUGGGCUUUUUUGAUUUUUAUGCUACACUAGUUUGCCAUGUAGCAAUUGCACUGUGCAAUAUUUUAAUAUGAGGACUGGGAAACAUUUAUAUGGAUGUAUGUCUCGUUACAGUUUGCGAUAGUAUUUCUCUCUAGUUCUCAGUGAUUUUUCAAUGUGACCAAGGCUUCUGUACUUUGUCACAAAAAGCGGGUUUUCCAGGUAACUAUUUUGGUGAGUGUCAAAAAUAUGAAUUUAUGGUGUAUUAUUGUCUAAAUUCACUUUGAAUUAAAAUAUAUAUUGCAGCAA
This is a messenger RNA of Pseudophryne corroboree (corroboree frog), 13237 nucleotides long. It is a transcript of the gene HIPK3, whose product is annotated as homeodomain interacting protein kinase 3. Gene Ontology annotation, molecular function: protein serine/threonine kinase activity; protein tyrosine kinase activity; ATP binding. The record is from RefSeq and is a predicted model, not a curated record. Gene Ontology annotation, cellular component: nucleus; cytoplasm; PML body. The coding region runs from base 255 to 3932 and encodes 1225 amino acids. Gene Ontology annotation, biological process: peptidyl-serine phosphorylation; peptidyl-threonine phosphorylation. Lineage: Eukaryota; Metazoa; Chordata; Amphibia; Anura; Myobatrachidae. The transcript is spliced from 16 exons.